Molecule: messenger RNA, 4420 nt
Organism: Syzygium oleosum
Lineage: Eukaryota; Viridiplantae; Streptophyta; Magnoliopsida; Myrtales; Myrtaceae
Product: putative disease resistance RPP13-like protein 1
Exons: 1
Coding region: 146-4312 (1388 amino acids)
Biological process (GO): defense response to other organism
Molecular function (GO): ADP binding
Source: RefSeq, a predicted model, not a curated record
UCAUUGUUGCUUAAAGUCUUUGUAUUACAUCAUCAUUUGAUGCUUUUGUCCUGGAAGCACGAACUUUUGCUUCCUCUCCUCAGCACACUUUGUUUCAACCAUCAGGGAUCUCUUGUUUAAUCCUCUGCUGCUGCCGAACCAAGCCAUGCCCAUCGCAGAGCUCUUUCUUGGCGCCUUUCUUCAGGUGCUGUUCGAGAGGUUGGCCUCUCGUGAGCUGCUCAACUUUGCGUGGCGUGAGGGGAUCGAUAAGGUGCUGAAGAAAUGGGAGAAGUUGCUGAUCAGUAUCAAUCAGGUGCUUGAUGAUGCAGAGGACAGGCAACUCACCGGCGAUCUCGGGGUGAAGUUGUGGCUCGAAGAUCUCAGGAACUUGGCCUACGAGAUCGAAGACUUGCUCGAUGAGUUCGCCACAGAAUCCGUGGAAAACAAGUCCAAGGUAGAAUCCGACACUAGCAAGGUGCGAUUCCUUCUUCCCCAUUGUUGCUUCAGAAUAAGCCCGAGAGCAUUUAUGUUCAACCACAAAAUAAGAUCCAAGGUAGAAGAGAUGGAUGGCAGAUUACAGGAGCUCAUAAUCCGGAAAGAUAGUCUAAGCUUGAGAGAGAAUAACGGGAAGCGAUCGGCAUACAGCCAACUAGAUAAGCCACUUCCCACUACGUAUUUACCCGAGCCUUGUUUCGUUAGUAGGGAGAUUGAAAAAAUGGAGAUUCUCAAAUUAUUGACCGGAGAAGAUGCGGAUCUAAAAGUGAUUCCCAUCGUAGGGAUGGCGGGUGUUGGGAAGACGGCUCUGGCUCAGCAAAUCUACAAUGAUGCUAGGGUCACUGGACAUUUCGAUGUGAAAGCAUGGGCUUGUGUUUCCGAUGAUUUUGACGUGCUUGCUAUUACAAAGAGUAUCCUAGAGACAACCCAUGUCCAUUUGUCUUGUGAAGGUAAGGACCUGAAUUGGCUUCAAGAUAAGCUCAAGGAAAACCUUUCAGGGAAGAAGUUUCUUGUCGUGUUGGAUGAUGUUUGGAACGAGAAAUAUGGAAACUGGACUAUCCUCUUGAAGCCUUUUCAAUCGGGAGCGAAGGGAAGCAAGAUCAUCCUCACGACUCGUAACCUCCAUGUUGCUUCAAUAGCCGGUGCUCCAGCGAAAACUCUCAAAGAGUUAUCACUAGAUGCUUGUAUGACUUUGUUUGCAUUUCAUGCUCUAGGAGUCAAAAAUUUUGAUCAUCAUCCUGAUCUUGAAGUAUUAGGUCGAAAAAUAAUGGAAAAAUGCAAAGGGUUGCCAUUAGCUGUGAAGACAUUGGCCGGGCUGCUACGCACUGAAGUCUAUUCCCACAAAUGGGAAGCUACGUUGAAUAGCAAAAUUUGGGACCUACCAGAUGAAAGAAAUGAGAUCCUUCCGGCUUUGAAACUCAGUUAUCUCCAUCUCCCUUCCAAUUUGAGGAGAUGUUUUGCUUACUGUGCUAUAUUUCCUAAGGACUAUGAAAUUGAACGGGACGAGUUGAUUCGCUGGUGGAUUGCAGAGGGCUUGGUGAAGGGAAAAAAAGGAAAGAACUGUUGGAAUACAGGUUUGAAUUAUUUCAACGAGCUAGUAGCUAGAUCGUUUUUUCAUAAGUCGAGUGGCGAUGGAUCACGAUUCUUGAUGCAUGAUCUUGUGAAUGACUUGGCAAAGCUAGUUGCAGGUGCAACCUGCUUUAGCCUAGGGGAGUUUGAGUUCGAGGGUGAUCAAAACAAUGCAUCUUUAGCUCGCCAUGCCUCAUUCAUUUCCAGCAAUCACAUUUUGCCAGAAAGAUUCAAGAUAUAUCAUGGAAUGAAGGGAAUUAGGAGUUUCAUAUCUUUAGUGAAGCAAUCUAGGCAUUAUUAUAGAUCCUUUUUGUCCCAGACUGUGCUAUGCGAUUUGUUGUCGGGAUUGAAGUACUUGAGGGUGCUUUCAUUAAGUCACUAUGGCAUCAGUGAGGUACCGGAUUGCAUUGGUAAACUAAGGCACCUAAGGUAUCUUAAUCUGUCGUAUACUGAUAUUGAAACACUUCCAAAGUCAAUUGUUGCAUUGUACAAUCUAGAGGCUUUGAUUUUGCAGGGCUGUCACAGCCUUAUCAAAUUACCUGAAGAUAUGGAGAAACUAAUCAAUCUAAUAUUUCUCGACAUUACCGACACUUGGAGCCUAAGAGUGAUGUCGCUAUAUAUAGGUAAUUUAGUGGGUCUUGAGAUGUUGUCCAUGUUUGCAGUGGGAACGGAAAAUAGGUUGAGGUUGAAGGAGUUAAAAAACCUGAAGAACCUUAAAGGGGAAUUGUGCAUCUCUGAUUUGCAUAAGGUUCCAGAAGCUGGGGAUGCCAAGGAUGCCAAUUUAUGCACAAAGGAGGGGCUACGCCAGUUGACAAUGAGAUGGGAUGAAGAUUUUGAAAAUUUUCGAAAUGAAGAGCUUGAAGCAGGGGUCAUUGACUUUCUUCGCCCUCAUCGAAACCUUGAAAAUCUUGCGAUAUCCUACUAUGGUGGCCUAGAAUUUCCGUCAUGGCUAGGAAGCCCCUCACAUUUUAACAUAGUGCAUUUAUGUUUACACGGGUGCCGUAGGGCCAAAGCAUUACCAUCACUUGGGCAACUAUCUUCGUUGAAAGAACUAUACAUUGAAGGUCUAAAUGCAAUAUGCACGAUAGGGUCUGAAUUUUAUGGAACAAAAAGUCCCUUUCUGUCCUUAAUAACUUUGGAAUUCAAGGACAUGCCAUUAUGGGAGGACUGGUCUCAUUGCGUCGGCACUAAAGAAGUAGGAGUUGUUUUCCCUCGUCUUAAGCAUCUCGUUGUUCGGGAUUGUCCUUUGUUGAUUGGAAGAUUACCUGGUCAACUAAGCUCCCUCGUGAAGCUCGAAAUCAACUCAUGUCCAAGUAUGAAUGCCUCGCCCCCUAGCAUUAGCCUUCCAUCUCUCAAUGAAUUGAACAUUGGAGGUUGUAAUGAGAGGGUACUGAAUAGUUUGGUAAAUCUAACCUCUCUAACCACUCUUAUCAUACAAGAUGUUGCUGAGCUAACUUGCUUAAAUUAUGGGUUUGCAAGUUUCUUUAUCAAGCUGGAGAAGUUGGAGAUGAAAAGUUGUGAAAAGUUAAAAUACUUGUGGCAAGACAAAGAUGUAAUUCAAAAUCUCACUUCUCUGAAGAGCUUACUCGUCAAAAGUUGUCCCGAAUUCAAACUUUUUGUGGCUCAAGAAGGAGAUAUAGACCUGCCCGGCAACCUCGAGACUAUCGACUUGAGAAAUUGCUUCAAUUUAGAUAAGCUUCCAAGCAAGAUGCACGCCCUUGCCUCUCUUAGAGGCUUAACUAUCUCUAGCUGUCCAAAACUCAUGUCAUUCCCCAAAAGAGGUAUACCAACAUCAGUAGUAUCAUUAACUAUCAGAGACUGCGAGAUGUUGCAAUCUUUACCCAUAGGAUUAAGUAUUGAUCUGGAUGAACCAAGCAGCACCAGCAAUAACCACAGUGACAUGACAUCAUGUCUGCAAGAAUUAAGAAUCUACUUAUGCGAUUCUCUACCGGCCUCUCCAUUUAGUGAUGGUAGAUAUUUACCUGCGACUCUCAAGACACUCAAAAUUUGGAACUGUAAGGGAGUGGAGUCGCUUGCGGAGAUAAAUCUAGACAGUCUUCAGUCGCUUGAAGAGAUUAUCAUUCAGAAUUGCGAGGAUCUGAGAAGCUUACCCCAAUGCCUGCACACACUGUCCCAUCUCACAUUCUUGUUAUUGGCCCAAUGUCCUACUUUGGAGCUAGAAUGCUUCCCUCCUCUUCCUCUCGGCAUCUCGAGCUUUUGUCUUUAUGGGUGUCCGAAGAUAAAAUCGUUGCCUAAUCAGUUGCAUCGACUUAUAUAUCUCCGUCAUUUGGAAAUUUUAGAUUGUGAGAGUAUAACGUGUUUCCCCCAUGGAGGACUGCCGCCCCAGCUACAGAGACUUGAGGUAAGGGGAUGCAAGAAUAUGAAGCAACCGGUGAGUGAGUGGCUUACCCCACUCACCUCCCUUCAAUAUUUGUCGAUUGACGGCAGCGCUGGAGGAGUGGGAGAGGUGGAGGAUCUUCUGCUUCCGCUCCCUUCCUCUUUGAUCCAUCUCCGUAUAUGUGAUAUGCAGAACACGGAAAGACUGUCCAGCAGUCUCCCGCCCUCUCUCCGGACCUUAGAGAUCCAACGAUGUCCGAAGCUGAGGGACUUGCCCCAGGAUGGCCUCCCUCCCUCCCUAGCACAACUCUUGAUUGAACGAUGUGGGAUUCUCAAGGAGCGAUGCUCAAAACUGACUGGUGCCUAUUGGCACCACGUCCACGAAAUCCCGGAAGUUAGAUUGACGGGUUUCAAAUCUGAGUCAGUUUCCUGAAAGAGAUUUCUUUUAUUUUGGACCAAUUGUGCAGCGUGCUCUUGAAUUACGGUCUAAAGAACUUGCAAGUGUUUUGAAGCAAAUAAAUUUGUGGUAAAAUUUGCAAUU